CGCAGAGUAUUGUUGCAGUUCUCUGUUUUCCAAAAAUAUACCCAAAGUGACUGGGAUUAACAUGCAGGCUCCUGCUGUUCUUAAAUUUGGGAAUUACAGAUGCAGCCUCCUCACCUGGACGGAGCUGAUCGGCAGCAGAGAGAGCAAAGAAAUCCCCUCUGACAGACCCCCAGCAGACUGUCCAUCCAGUUAGGGCGUACAAGAGAAACUGGUCCAUGCAGACGGUUACUCAGUGACGCAAACUGUCACGCAGAUACCAUCGUUCGCUCUGAUCGCCUUUAAAGCAAGGCUGACUUGUCCUUCUUGCCCCACCGGCUUUCACCACGGGUACAAUGGGUACCGUGCUCUCGCUAUCCCCUAGCUACCGGAAGGCAACGCUUUUUGAGGAUGGGCCAGCCACCGUGGGCCACUACACAGCUGUACAGAACAGCAAGAACGCCAAGGACAAGAACCUGAAACGUCACUCGCUCAUCAAUGUGUUGCCCUGGAAACGAAUCGUGGCUGUCUCGGCCAAAAGGAAGGGCUCCAAGAAGGUCCAGCCAGACUCAACGUACCAGAACAAUGUGAGCAACCUCAACAACCAGAACAUAAAAAAGUCACAGUCAUGCGCCGACCUCGCCACAUUUGCCCAGGAACCAGUAGGCGCCUCCAUCCCAAGCUCCAAGACUACAGGUGAUGUGGUGUCCUCGGCCAAGAAGUCAACGCUGGCCAACGGCAGCACCGCGGCGGGCACGCCCAAGCGAGUCAUCGUCCAGGCCUCCACCAGUGAGCUGUUGCGCUGCCUGGGCGAGUUCCUGUGUCGGAGGUGUUUCCGACUCAAGCAGCUGUCUCCGAGCGACCCGGUGCUGUGGUUGCGCAGCGUAGACCGCUCCCUCCUGCUGCAGGGGUGGCAAGACCAAGGCUUCAUCACCCCUGCCAACGUGGUGUUCGUCUACAUGCUGUGCAGGGAUGUGGUCUCCUCGGAAGUGGCCACGGAGCAGGAGCUGCAGGCCUCUCUUCUGACUUGCCUGUAUCUGUCCUACUCCUACAUGGGCAACGAGAUCUCCUACCCACUGAAACCCUUCUUGGUGGAGAGCUGCAAGGAGGCUUUCUGGGACCGCUGCCUCUCUAUCAUUAACCUCAUGAGUGCCAAGAUGCUCCAGAUCAACUCUGACCCUCAUUACUUCACCCAGGUUUUUGCCGAUCUCAAGAAGGAAAGCGAGAAGGAAGAGAGUCACCUUCUCAUAGGUCUGGACCGGUGAGGGAUGCUGGGUCAAGCAAAUGUAGGACAGGGACUCUGGUCUGGCAUUUAUACUUUUAAGAAGCUGAGCUGGAUGUGCAAAACCGGGAGACACCAGUUUGGGCGUUGUUUUCCAACUCACAAUAGGUACAAAUACAUAUAAAUAAUUUAGCUGGAAUGUUCCCACUAAAAAUGAAGAUCUUGAAUCAGAUUUUUGGAAUGCAGCUGGCCAGAAAAUAUUUCAGAAGUGUCACGACAGGCAGAUUGUUAGCAUAUCUGAAGCUCACAUACUGAACACGUGGGAAACGUCAGUAUUAACUUAGAGCAUAAAAACAAAAACACUAUAGAAGUAAUAAAACAGAAUUGUUAGACCUGGAAUAAAACCAGAUAUUUGGAUUUUACUGGGGAUAUUUUGUGACGGAGACUCGAAAUGUCGGACAAAAAGAACAUGUACUGCAUAUAUAGUAUGUUAUGUAUGCACUGUAAAUAGACACAGAAACAUGAAAACGUAUUUAAAAACGUUAAAAAAAAAAAAAAGAAAAGGAAACAUUAAAAAAGAAAGAUGGGACAUCAGUAGUAAUCCACAGCGAGCUGUUUGUAUUGGACUAUGUAUGAGGGGUGCUGUAGGCGUUAAUCCUCCCUGGUUCGUGCCAUUGCCUAUGUGUGUGUCCGUGCCCACGGCACGUGACUGGUGUCCUGCGAUGUCCGGGGCUGGGAGGUACAAAUGCUCACGCUUUCCACUGCAGCUGCUGCAACGGUGGCUCCUUUUCACCAGUGACGAUGAGCGGGAGGGACAAACGGAAGGCGCAGAAUACAGCAGCAAGCUUGGCAAGGCAAAGAGAGCGAAGGGAAGACGUUUCAAAGUGUUAGGGAUGACCUGCUUUACUUUUCGUCUGGGACGAGAAAAUAAAUGCUUUUGGAAAUACCCACUGCAGGUUUUUGCCUUGUAGGUAUAAUUAUCUAAGCAGUGUGUUGCAGGCUUCUGUGGGGCCUGGAAGGACAACCCUCAAAAUUGGCAUGAUCUAACAGAGGUCACUGCUUAGUUAUGUCCCCCAUCCAUUAAUGUGAUGAUAUUAUGCUGUUGUCACUAAGUCAGCAGAAAGACAGGUCCACCUUCUUCAUAGGGAUGAAAGCUCAGGGCCGCGUGAUCCCCAGUGCCACGUUGAGACACAAGUUCGACAGAAAUCAAAGCAGUCCAAAGCUCAGCAGAAAAUUCAAGGGAGCUCUGAUGACUGCUUACUUUUUUAGGUACAUUACUGACAAAACGUUCCGCAUCACAUGGAGGUGGACCACAGCUGACGUAAACUGAUGAAUUAAAAACUACACGAGUUGAGAUGGAACUUGGUAUCUACGGUUUCAGUGUAUUUUUAGUAUACCGCAGUUCAUCACGAACAUACUUGAAGUAUAUUGAAAUGUGCAAAACUGAUUUUGUGUAUCUUCAAUUUUUUUCUUAGAACAUGUUAAAAAAAAAAUCUAGCAGGUCUAAUAGGAAGUCAUAUACCUUUGAGGCAAAAUGAUCCUCAGUGAGGGGAUGAGCCCAAAAAUGAUUUGUGACUUCAUCAGAUGAAUUACGAGUUUGCCGGAGAGGGACUCCGCAGUCUCGUGACUUCCACAGUUUGCUGCAUAUGGUACUGAGUGGAAUUAUCAUCUGUGAUCUAACCAGGUCCUAACAACCGUGUCAAUUGAGGGCAAACCGUUUUGUUGUAUCCCAAAGAUUCAUGCACUGUAAAAUCCUGUAUCGCAAAUUCCAUUACUCUCAGUUAGCCGGUGCGGACAAGACACAGAUUACCCAACCUAACCGAAGCUCAUCCGAGUUACGGACUGUAUGUUACAUCAUACUGCUUUCUAUCAAGACUAUACGACAAAAUUUAGCCCACACCCUGCCCAUCAUCUUCCCACCGAGGCUAACUGAUCGAUGAUAAAGCCCUAUGUGCGUAACCCAUGUAGGGUCUGCUUAUUGGUAACCUUCAUUAUUUUCACAGUUUGAAAUAUUCUUAGCCCAGAGAUCCUGUAGUGCAAUACAGAUCAAUUAAACUGUUUUGGAGAAUCAGAUUUAUUUGCUUAUUUAGAAAAUUAAUAUCCCGUAAAAUCUGCUUAUUGCUCCCAAAGACAAAACUCAUUUUUGUGGGAAGACCAAUGAACCGCUCUUAACAAUCGCAAAGUAAACAGGUUGAGGCCAAACUGAGCGAUACCGAAACGCUCCUUGCGUCAAGUUUCAGAUGCAGUACUGUACUUAGAAGUAAGACCUCAGAGGUAAAUGAAAGUAAGUCCCUCCCGUCAUCAGCAUCUUCCAUGAUACUAGUUUAUGGGUAAUUAAGACAAUAGGGAGAUAUGUCCCAUAUUAAUCUGUGCAGUGUUGUCACAUUUUUGCACUUUGUAAGUUAAAUUUCUAGUUUUGGAUUUAGCGAAUGAUGUGCAAAUACAUUUGGACUGGGAGGAGAGUACAAAAUAUUUCUUGUUGAUAGUAUUUUCAGUAGGUGUCAUGUUAUACACACUUAAACACAACGUAGUUUUAGGUAGGCAGAUAUGCGUAGAUGCCACUUGUUUACAGGUGCCACAUUGUCAUGUUGGUGUAAAAGUUGAUUUGAAAAACAGGUGCCAUGUUUAUUUUAAGCUAAAUUAUUUGAUUAAAUCAUCUGUGCUUUACGUCUAUUUUUCCUACACCUUGAAGUGACAUUUUGGGGAAAAAAAAUGUCCCCUCAAGGUAGUAAAUUCUGAAGAAAAGAAAACACUCCAUAAAGGUCAACACCUUAAAAAUGCUAUAAUAUUUUGUUGCUAUUUUUCUGUAAAUUUCAAUGAGAUGGAGGUAGGAAUCAUUUACAGAAGGAGCCUGUAGAACCCCAAAAAAAAAUGAAAACAAAGGAGGGAGUGCAUAUAUGACAGACGAAUACCCGCCAAGGAUGGUGGUGUUAUCUACACGACGAGCAGAACACAUUUGUUAACAGGGCAAAGAGACAAAAUACAUUAUAAAUCCUGUCACAAAAUAUGGAGCUGGUGACAUCUGGAAGCUUUCCACCUGAACCAGUGCUGGUUUACAAGCUAUUUUACUGAUAUUCCACAUAAAAGUCUCAUUUAUCUUGCCACGCAGUGUAUUGGCCCUGAACAACUGGAUAAGAAGAGGAGAAAUUUAUUAAUGAUUCUACAGUUGAAACUGGCUAAGAAAAAGCAUCAUAUCAUGAAUUUAUGUUCCCUGAGAUGGGAGUUUUGACUUUGAGGAACUGGGGUGCAAACUAAAGAUGCGUCAGGUAUCAAUUCACAUCCAGGAUGCCGUUUUAUGGGGAGAACAACUUCCCUGCAGAUCAGAGAAGCUGGAAUCCUGAGAACAAAGCAACGUUCAACAUCUUAUUCGUUCUGAAUAUUUUAUGCAACACAAAGUUGGGACUUUUAAAUAGCUUCACUCAUUUCUCAGCCCACUGCUGCCAGCACUGCACAGCACAGCUUCAACCAGGAGUCUUAAAUCUAUGACUUUGCAUUGGGUAAGAGGCCAGAUUUCACCUUCUAAGACCACCCCACCACAGCCAGAUGAGGUUGAACCUUCGGCCUGCAUUGAGACUUUAAGCACAUGUGACAAGAGCCCACCGAGAUCAUUACUAUCUGCUUUUUCUGUUGUGUGGUGUCAUAGACAAUCUCACCACGCUUGAGUGUUUACAUGAAUGGUAAACGCCGGACACAAGGUCUGGGGUCCUCCACUUUGCUUCCCCUUUCAGCCUGAUGUGCCAUCUUUUCUUACAUGCAGCACUAUGUAGUUGAUUGUAAAAUACUUUGGAAAAGUUUAGAAUAAUAAGUAUUUUUCUCUCUUCUCGUGUUUUGUGUUGCGUACACCUUUUAGAGCAGAACAAUGUGUUAUAGCAGAAGGAGACACACACACAGCGAAUUCGUGUGUGUGAGAUGAUGUGUGUGUGCACUGCACCAGUCUGGACAGCUGGGUUUACUGGAGGGAUGGAGUGGAGUCUUAACUGGUGGGAUGGGGCAGAGUGUGCGUAGAUGAUCGGCGCGAGCUCGCAUUGUUUCAGCUGUUCUGCUGCAUUUUUUCUGCUCAUUCUUACUGUUUUUGUUACUUUGACGAGAAAUAAA
Scleropages formosus (Asian bonytongue) is the source of this 5293-nucleotide messenger RNA. RefSeq names its product cyclin-dependent kinase 5 activator 1-like. The record is from RefSeq and is a predicted model, not a curated record. NCBI's taxonomy places the organism in Eukaryota, Metazoa, Chordata, Actinopteri, Osteoglossiformes, Osteoglossidae. Gene Ontology annotation, molecular function: cyclin-dependent protein serine/threonine kinase activator activity; protein kinase binding. Gene Ontology annotation, cellular component: growth cone; cytoplasm; protein kinase 5 complex. The transcript is spliced from 2 exons. Gene Ontology annotation, biological process: axon guidance; brain development. Bases 333 to 1241 code for a protein of 302 amino acids.